Molecule: messenger RNA, 1083 nt
Organism: Ogataea philodendri
Lineage: Eukaryota; Fungi; Ascomycota; Pichiomycetes; Pichiales; Pichiaceae
Exons: 1
Coding region: 1-1083 (360 amino acids)
Source: RefSeq, a predicted model, not a curated record
AUGUUUGAGUCGAUUUUUUCAAACCCGUUCGAAACAACAGUCCCCGCCCACAGCAGCCCAAUCUCGUCCCCGCCAGGCUCGCCGGUGAAAAAAGACAGGCCCUCCCUUUUGGACGACUUUGCUUCCGGAAACACUACUCUCGACGACAUCAUCGCGCUUCCGCCGCCCGUCAUGGCCCCGGCGGAUAAUCUUUUCGCCAACACCGCAGACCUGUUCGACUUCGACAGCUACCUGCGCUCGUUCAGCCUCGAGAGCCAGUUCUUUGGCAGCUCCAAAACAGACCUCGACUUUUCGCAUGUGCAGAAAACCACCGUCGACGACCUCGACAGCAUGAUCAGCAACCUGUCAAUCGACGAGAUCGACGCCCAGGUGCGGUCCGCGCCGGACGUUUAUGAGCACGACGACAUAGGAGAUAUGGACUUUGGAGCAGAGCUCAACAAGUUCCUCCGGGCCAACGACAACCAGUUUGUCAUGGACAUGCACCACGAUGACUUCCAGCUCGAGUUCGACGAUAACGAGCCAGGGAAUUCGCCGACACAGAAACAAAAUUCGCCGCUACGAAUUUGCUCGCCGUCCACACAUACCAUCCAGAAGCCGAGUAUCAAGCCGUGCCGCAAUCUGCUCAACCUGAUUGUCGAGAGCAGCGACGGCAGCAUUGAGGAUGCAACCAAGUACGCCACAGAGAUCAACGCCCAGAACUGUCUGGGCAUCCCGAUCCCAGAGAAAACGACAGAGCUCGUCACCAUCCCGACCGCAGGCCCGCCCGUGGACGGGGUGCGCAAGGCGGCGAUAGUGAAAGCCAUUCUGGCGCGCACCACGGCACUGAGGCGGCCGGAAAAGUCCGCCAAACGCGUCGGUUUCUACACAGAAUCAGAAAGACAGUCGUUUUUGCAAACCAGAAACGGCCACAAGCGGCAUAACAAGAACAGCUCGCUCAAUAACCAACGGACGAUCGACCUCCUCAAGGAGGAUCUGCAGGAGAACCAGGAAAAUAUCCGGCCCAACAGACCAGCGCACAAACUACUCAACUACUCGGACAGAAACCGCAAACGGGUGUCAUGGGCCAAUUCAUUGGAAUGGUAA